AUGGUGUAUCAGAAACUUUUUUUGUACUUCCUCCUCGUACAGCUGGCGUCGGUAAAUGUGCCGGGGGUAUCUUCGGAGACGAGUUGGCGCAGGAAUUCUCAGAGGGGCACAUCUCCACGUGACAAGAUAAAUGAGUUUAAUGUCCACCGGAACAAGGAUGGCAAGUUGGCUUACUUUGGCAAGUCGACGACCAAGAACCGCCUCACCUUCAAGCAACACUUUGGCAAGGCUGAGCUUGUCAGUUUUGAGAUCACCUCGGUUGCACCUCCAUUUGCCAUCAAAAAGUUUGUCGAUGUGAAUCCUGCGACCAAGAAGACCGUGGAGCUCUAUGGAAUGCCCAUAAACAAGACCAUUUACUCGAUGAGACUCUACCACUGCGCUGGCACUCUCAGGGUACUGCAUGUCUCAACCAGCGAUGCACCCUACGAGGAAUGGUACACCAGAGUCAUCAACUCCAAUAGUUUUACCCUCGUUCCUACCAUGAGCGGACUGAGCAAGGAUUCGGUUGACGACUGCAAGAUCGGCAAGAUGAUCUAUUUGACCGGUUGUUACAAACGACUCUGCACUCAGGACCUGCCCCUCAACGGAAGGAAGGAAGCUGGAGUCAAGGAAGAGACUUCAGUCUACCCAUACAUCAAGUAUACCUUUGUCCCGAACAAGGAACGCGCACUGUCGUACAAUGGGAAGCUCUUGUAUUACACUGAACGCCCCUCCUACAUGGACCAACCAAAGACAUCACCCAAGCCCAUCACACUCUACAACUAUGAAGAAGCAGCUGUCUACUACUGGAAUGAUAAGAAGGGAGAACGACCCAUUAUGUUGGAACUUAAGCAUAGCAGCGGAGAAUCCACGUACUACAAAAACCUGGGAAAGGAUGAUCUGACGUGGCAAGCUGAGACUGUGAGGAAUGAAGAAGACCUGGAAGAGGAGCUAGACUUUGGCAACUGUCACCUCAAUAAUGCCUUUAUCGUGGACCUUACGUUUACUAAUAGGAAGGUCCCAAUUCAGACUGAUUUCUGUACCAGGUGCAAGUUGAGAGCUAACGCUGAAGAAAAGGGGAUUAAAACCAAGGAAACAGGUGAAAUUAUGUACUAUCGCUCCUUCCCUGUGGAACCAGGCUUUACACUUACAAAGAUCAUGUACUACGACUCCCCUAGCGAAGAGAAAAAGGGUGUCACCAUUCCUGGACUGGAUUUUCCAACAAAAAUGGUAUCAAACCUUGGCAUAUACUACUGCAAACACAACCCGGUACUUUUGCACAUCAAGGUCUUUGACGGCCGGCAAAAGUGGUACAAGAGAUCUGGAGAUGUUUGGACCCACAUUCCCAGCUUUGACAACAAAUCGCCAGAGAACGCAGAGGAUUGCGCUACCAGAACACAAUACACCAGUACGCUUCAAGACCUGGGCUGUUCAUUCACACCUGGAAAGUGUACCGUCCCCGUUGUUCGUACAGUUACCGCAGAUAUUUCACAUAAGCCAGAAACCAGAAAAUAUGUACCACACGGUGCUAGUGUUGAGAUUACAAUCAAUGAGGCAAAGGCUAUCAACGAUUUCUAUCAAAUUACCCAUGUUAGUACAGACAAUAAAUUCACACUCUCUACCAUUCAACAUGGAGGUACUGUGACGAAUAUACCACCAUCUGAAAAGGUGAAGGAACUUGAUGUUUACUAUUGGAAGUUUGAUGAAGAUUAUUCUGGCCCACUUCUUGUAAAAAUCGGCAGGGAUGAUAAAGAUUUGUGGUAUGAGAAUACCGGGCUUAGCAGACACAGGAAUAGUGAAUGGAGUUUGAUUGAGAAUCCUGCUGAACUUUACGUUGAGGAUCUUCUUGUCAUGAAGCUCAAAAAUAUAAACUGCAGAAUAAACCACGCCUAUACCUUUGAUAUAUCUCGAGACAGAGACUACACAUCAUUCUGCCUUGAUGUAGAUGUGGAGGUUAGCAACCAAGUCAUUAGUGAUUUAGGGUACACCAAGUAUACACACAACACACCGGUGAUACCCUUUACCCUCUUGGGCUUGACAAAUGUGCCACAGGGUAUGAGCCUCCCAGACUUGAGUGAGCCCAUGCGCAACGUUUCUGGAAUUUAUGUCUUCAAACCAAAUUCUCCAGACAAACCUACACUUGUAUACCUGGAGAUGGCGGACAAAAUUCAUAGCAGAUGGUACGGAAAUAUACAAGAGGAGUCUAGCGCCCCUCGUGGCGACCUCUAA
Molecule: messenger RNA, 2208 nt
Organism: Theileria equi strain WA
Lineage: Eukaryota; Apicomplexa; Aconoidasida; Piroplasmida; Theileriidae
Exons: 2
Coding region: 1-2208 (735 amino acids)
Source: RefSeq, a predicted model, not a curated record